Molecule: messenger RNA, 8202 nt
Organism: Coregonus sp. 'balchen'
Lineage: Eukaryota; Metazoa; Chordata; Actinopteri; Salmoniformes; Salmonidae
Source: the annotation of a GenBank genome assembly
AUGGACCUGUCAGACCCUGAGGAGCAGUUACUCCACUAUGCCAAGACUGGAAGCCUGUCUCUCAUCCAGUGUCUUCUGCAGCUACGGAUUGAGCAAGAUCUCAGACUCAACAUCAAUUGCAGAGGUACCCUUUAACUCAAUGUAGUCUAAUGUACCAUCAUUUUAUGUUGAGAAGCCUGUUGCUGUUCUGGUAAUCAGACUACAGUUAAGUGAUUGCCUGGUGUGAUGGCCCAGGUAAGACCAAGACCAGUGCAGGUUGGACACCUCUACAUCUGGCCUGCUACUUUGGACACAAAGAUGUUGCAGAGGAAUUGCUCAAGGUGAGAAUAAUACAGACUAUAUUAUGUAUGUUUGACCUAGUUUAUUCUCCUAAAAUGUAUGUGUGAGCAUCAGUGUGUGUGUGUGUUAGGCUGGUGCUGAUGUGAAUUUACAGAAUAACAUGGGCGACACGCCUCUACACAAAGCUGCCUUAACGGGAAGAAAGGUAAACAUUACAUCUUUUCAUGGGCUUUUUACAGAAAUACAUGUGUGUACAAGAUCAUGUAUGUUCAGGUGUGCAGUGUGCACAGCUACUUAGUGGUGCAUUUCUAUGGAGAAUGUAAUCCUAUUUUCUAUUACAGGAGGUAGUUCUGUUGCUGCUGCGAUACGAUGCCAGUGCCACUAUCAUCAACGGGAAAGCACAGAUCCCUAAAGCUGUCACAGAGGAUGAUGAAAUUAACACCAUGCUGGAGGGUAGGUUGUGAUUAUGGGUUACAUUAGAGCAGGGGUGUCAAACUCAUUUUAGCUCAGGGGCCACAUGGAGGAAAAUCUAUUCCCAAGUGGGCCGGACCGGUAAAAUCAUGGUAUAUAUAUAACUUAAAAACAACAACUUCAGAUUGUUUUCUUUGUUUUAAUAUGAUCAACAUAAAACAUAAAGCUGGAGCCUGAGGACAGUGUGUCCAAAAUAGUGUAUAGUACAAGCACAACAUCACUAUUAAUCAUAAAACACCUCAAGUUUAUUUGAAAAUUCUAAAGAAAAAGAACACACAAUGCCUCAGUGAUUAACAGAACUGUUUCACAGAUCACAGAACUAUAUCAGGGUGUCAUUUCUCAGGCAGAAAUGUAGAUACAAAUGAUGAAAUCCUGUUCCCCAAACAAGUGCAAGAACCACAGAGUCAAGAAUAGGUUAAAUAUACAAAUAAAAUAAAAUCAAUUAAAAACAAUAGCACAUCAACAUAAAAACAUAUAAACAUAAAGCUGGAACCUGAGGACAGUGUGUCCAAAAGCACAACAUUACUAUUAAUCAUAAAACACCAAGUUAUUUGAAAGUUCUGAGGACAAAGAACACACACACACACAAUGCCUCAGUGAUUCACAGAAGUAUAUCACAGAUCACAGAACUAUAUCAGGGUGUCUCAUGCAGCACUUUAAGUGGGGUUGCAUAGUUUAUUUGACUCCUGAUACCUGGCAUCUUUUAGCUUUCACCAGCACAUCAAUAUCAGGCGUCACAUCCUGAGUGGCAGCCAACUUCAGGAUGUGAUUCAAGUGCUUGUGCGUGAGCCUUGAGCGCAGCUUUGUUUUAUUUAUGCUCAUUACCGAGAACUUGCUCACAAAGAUAUGUGGUUCCAAACAUGCACAACAGUUUUGCAGUGAGGGCUGUCAAGUUGGGGUAACCUGGCAAGAGAUUCUGAUAAAAUGUGUCCAAGCCAGCUGCGGCAAAUUUGCCCUUCAAAUCCGAGUCACACUGCAAGUCUAUUAUUUCAAGUUGGAUGCUGACGGGCAGAUCAGAGGGAUUCACGGUGAAUGGCGAGCAAAAAAAAAAUUGAAGUCUUUCUCCAAUUCACCAAAAAUCUGAAAGCGUUGCUCAAACUCCCGUAACAGUCCCGUUAUUUUAUCUUUGAACCGCUUCAUGUCUGCCACAUGUUGGGUCGUGCACACAUUUUUCAUACAGGGGAAGUGAGCUGCAUCACCACCGGCGAGUUGCGUCUCCCACAAUGACAGCUUCAACUUGAAAGAACGUAUGCUGUCAUAAUACUGCGUGACAACUUUGUUGCGCCCUUGCAGCUGUUUGUUCAAGUUAUUCAGGUGCUCUGUAACAUCCACCAUAAAUGCAAGGUCCUGCAUCCAUUCUGCGGAAUGAAAUUCUAACACUCCUUUUCUUCCAUGAACUGUUCAAUUUCUUCUCGUAAAUCAAAGAAACGCCUCAGCACAGCACCUCGGCUUAACCAUCUUACCUCAGUGUGGUAUGGCAGGCCAUAGAUGUGGUCUUUCUCUCUGAGAAGGCUGUCAAACUGACGGUGAUUCAGGCUUCUGGAUCGGAUGAAAUUAACAGUUUGGAUGACCACCUUCAUGACGUUAUCCAUCUUUAAUGACUUGCAACACAAAGCCUCCUGGUGCAAAAUAGUGAAAAGUCAAAAAAUCACGUCCUCCAUUUGCAGAUUGCACUUUCUCUCUGAACUUUGUCACAACGCCUGCUUUUUUUCCCGAUCAUUGAGGGCGCACCAUCUGUAGCCAGGCUGACAGCGCGGGACCAGUCCACUCCGACCCUGUCCAGCGCGUCGACGAGUGCGGUGAAAAUAUCAGCUGCUGUCGUUGUAUCUGUCAUCGGCACCAACUCCACGAACUCCUCGGUGACGGUCAAUGUGUCAUCAACUCCGUGGAUGAAAAUGGCCAGUUGUGCAACAUCUGUAAUGUCCGUGCUUUCAUCAAUUGCAACCGAAAACGCAAUAAAUUACUUUACUUUUUGCUUCAACUGGCUGUCCAAAUCCACUGAAAGAUCGGAAAUCCUGUCUGCAACUAUGUUUCUUGUCAGGCUAAUAUUUACAAAAGCCUGACGCUUUUCAGGGCACACAAACUCCGCUGCCUUCAUCAUGCAUGUUUUUACAAAUUCACCCUCACUAAAUGGUUUUGAAGCCACUGCGAUUUCAUUAGCAAUGAGUUAGCUAGCUUUCACUGCAGCGUCACUGAUGUCUCGGCUGUGAGUAAACACAGACUGCUGUUUCUUCAGACCCGCCAACAGUUCAUUCACCUUCUCUCUUCUCCGCUGUCCUUGAAAGUUGUCAUAUUUGUCGGCAUGAAGACUCACAUAGUGGCGACGAAGGUUAUAUUCUUUCAGCACUGCAACAUGCUGUGAACACACCAAACAUACAGCUUUCCCAUUGAAUUCCGUGAAUAAAUAGGAGGAUGACCAUUUUUCUUGGAACACUCUGCACUCUGCGUCCACUUUUCUAUUUUUUGACAGAGACAUAUUGGGGCAAUGAGGGUGCCAAAGCACAUAAUGUUAAAAGUAGAAGCCGUAAUAAAUAUCGCGGGCAAAACAAAGUAGCUCAUCCGGACUGGCUGCACGUGCUUGACGUACUUGCUCUGCCCCGGUAUAAACAGUUUGCUUGCUUAACACAAUUGCUAUUGCGCCAUCCAGUGGACGCAAUUGGAACAGCAGUUUAUUGAAAAAUUGCAGCGCAUUUUUAUACUUUACAAAAUCAUCUCGCGGGCCGGAUUAAACCCGUUUGCGGGCCUGAUCCGGCCCGUGGGCCGGAUGUUUGACACCCCUGCAUUAGAGGAAUGAUUGAUGGACUCUUUAUCGCUGCACUAGAUUGUGUUCAGUAGGUCAAACAUUUAGAAUUUUCCUUUGCAUAACGUUUUGCUACAGUAUGCCCUACUGAACACUACCCUGGUUCACAAGCCCUGUUUAAUGUUGUGCAGCUGCAGAGAGAAGAGCUGAGAGGAGACAAGAGGAGAAACUUCUGGAGGCGGCCAGAGAGGGAGACAUCUUCAGCCUGUCUGAGCUGGUCAGCAUCUGAUCAUCUCUGACCCUCCACUGAACCUCUGGUUACCUUCCAAAUGGCACCCAAUUCCCUAAAUGGUGUACUACUUUUGUCCAGAGCUCUAUCUGGCCCAUAGGACUCGGGUCAAAAGUAAUGCACUAUAUAGGAAUAGGGUGCCAUUUGGGGCAAAGCCUCUGAACCUCAGAAUGGGGUAGAGCAGAGGCCUGGCUUUGGGCUGACUGCCCAAAUGGUCUUCUUGAUGAUUAAGCGCCAUAUACAUGACUUGAGCUUUCAUGUUAUUGUCAUCAGCUUGGUUACUGACCUCGUAAUUGAAGAGGUCAACCUAGUCCUUCCAUUGAGGAUCCAAGACCACAAAAACUUGUUUGGUUUUAUACAAAUUUAGUUUGCACAUAGCUAUAUUGAUUGCUUACAUGCAUAUUUGACUUACAGUUGUUGUGCAUGCAUGUUAUGUGAAUGUUAAGACACCAUGUGCUUAAUUAAUUCACUUUAGACGUGACCUUUUUCAGCUCAGCAGGAAGCGGCCUCCUGACAUCGACUGUAGAGACCUGCAGGGGAACACGCCUUUACACUGUGCUGCCUACAGGGGGCAGAAGCAGUGUGUUGGAAAGCUGCUCAAGUGUGGAGCUAGCUCCAGCAUGAAGAACAAGAGUGGUAUGUUUCCCUGCUGAUAUGUCCACUGAGGAAAUAAAAACACACAGGAUUUUGGGUCAACCAUAAUUCACCUAUCCUCACCAUGCACAUACUUUGUAUAGCAUAUAUAUAUUUUUGGUAAGUGGGAUUGUGACUUUGUUUUAGCAUGGAUAUUACAUUUGAUAGAGCCUGGAUGUAGUUGAAAAUCAUCAUCACUUAAGUUUCAUAAUGUGUAAAACAGAGGUGUAUAGAUUUAGAUUACCACAUUUGCAAACAAACUAUAAGCCUAUUUAGCUGGUGUCUAUAUCUGCGUCCCUAAUGGCACCCUAUUCCCUAACUCUAUGGGCCCUGAUCCAAAGUAGUUCACUAUAUAGGGUAUAGGUUGCCAUUUGGGAACAUCCUAUGUGGUGUAUUCACUGCCUCCCUCCCUGUCAGCUGGCAGGAGGUUUAGUUUAGUUUAUUAGGAUCCUCAUUAGCUACUUCACAUGCAGUAUCUACUCUUCCUGGUGUCCACAUAAAACAUACAAAGUACAGAACAGUUAUAGACAUGAACAACAAAAGAAAUUACAUUAAAUUCAAAAAAAAUAAAGUAAGAGUUUUAUAGAUUGUAAAGACACCAAGAGACAACAAAAAUACUAUUUACACACAUAUAUCAUAUUCUUAUAUACAGUACAGUUAAAUUAGAUCUUUAGAAAUAGGUUAUUGAUAAUGGUCUGAUAAAUGGCUUGGUUCUGUUGCAGACCAAACGGUGUUUGACCUGGCCUGCAGUGAGGAGAUUAAGCAAAUUCUGGAGGGCAGUCAUGACAAGGUGAGGUGCGAGAGGAACGCUCGCUGAUACUGUUAAAAGCAUUGGUCCAGUGCUCUAGUUUUCAAUGAAAUCAUGACUCACGAAACAUCAAUGUUUUUUCUUCCCUUAAGGAUACAAUUAGUGGUGUGCAGAAAUUUGAAGGCCUCCUAUGGAAGGUAUUCUUAUGAUUUAUUCACAACAAAUAUUUAUAUAUUCUGAAAUAUACUGUACACUCUUGAAUGUAAUUGAAUGGUUUCAUACAGUACCUACUGUAAAAUUAGUACAGUAUAGACCAGCGGUGUUUAGUGUCACUCUGAAACCUCUGAACUGACAUCCUUUAGUAAAAUAUAGUGAUGCUGUCUUUGGCCCUGUCCUAUACAGAGUUCCAGGUUCCUGGGAUGGCGUUCCCAUUGGGUGGUCAUUCAAGAUGGGGUCCUGUCCUGGUACCCUAGACAGUGAGUCCUCCAACCUUCUUCCCCCUCCUCCUCCUCUCUCUCUCCCUCUCUACCUCCCUCUCUCGCUCCCCCCUCCCUAUUGCAUACACAACACAGCACCUUGCUCCUCCUCUUAUCCCCUGAAGAGCUUGAGGUAGUACAGUGAAAAGCUCUUGAUAUCUUCAUCUCUCUGUCUGUGUUUGUUUCUAGAGCUGAUGCCGUGGCGAAUGUCCGGAAGCAAGGCGCUAAGGCUCUGAUGAAAGCUCACUGCAGGGUAGGUAGGCACCAGGCCAGGGUGCUGUGUUCUCAAUGCUUUACCCCACAUUGAGAUGUGGACAGCACAAAAGACAGUUAACCCUUUACUGUCACUUACAGGCCUACCCUCCAAAACCCAACACCUCCAUUCCUGCAAUGCAUAUUUAUCACAUUAUGUUGAUAUUAGAAAUACCUAUUGUCAUCAUAUCUGUACUGACUAUUUUUUUAUGUUUCACGGAAUUUGAUUCAUGUUCCUCCAGGUAAAAGCAUGGGACAAGUGCUUCUUCAGCCUCCGGUGCUUUGAUCACAGUCUCCAUCACUUUAAGGUGUCAUCUAAGACUGAUCCAGAGGCUAUAAGAAAAGUGAAGUUCUGCUAGUAUAGAUAAUAUGUGGUUUGGGACACUGCACUUCAUAGUUUACAACACAUAGACCUAGUUUUUGGUGUGAUUAUUUGUGUGUGUGCUUGCAGAGAUGGCUGGAUGCCCUGGAGGAGCAUACGUCCUACAGCAGCUGUUACUCUACCCAGGAGCAGACCACUGAGGAUGAGGAGGGGGAUGAAGAUACACUGGGGGACCUAACAGACUCCCUCCAGGUCAGCUAAAUUAUUUUCCACCAGCAGCAUAUUUUCCACCCAAUGCCACACACACACAUAAUCAGACCGGGAUUCAAACCAACACAGAUUAACAACCGCACUACAAUAGACUUUUAAAGGUAAUUUCCCUGAUGUUUAUGGAGAUCGCGUUGGCUGUAAAUGCCACGGAUGACGGCUCAAGCAUCAGUCAUCUGUAAAAGUAAAUCACAGUGCCCAGGUCCUACAUUUUCAUUGUUGAAUUCCGGCCACUGUCAAGUAUAGUGUUGAAUACAAGGUUCAGUGUGCCAAGAAAAGUGAAUAGCAUCCUAUCAAAGCUGUGUGCGGCUAGUGUGUACUUACACAAGGUGAAGUGUCUCUCUUGCUCUAUGCAGGCUGCUGAAGCCUGUCAGCAGAAAUUGGAGACUCAAGUGUCUAUUUUUCUGUCCAUGGUGAAGAAUGAGGAGAACAACAGUAAGAGAUCUCCCAUUCAUGUUCUAACUGCUCCUUCACAGCUUCUGCCAGUCUCUCUCAUUUACUGUCUGUCUGUCUAUGGCUGUGUUUAGACUUGGACAGUUUUUAUGCAGCUUUAGUAUUCUGAUCAUGGAAUUCCGAAUGCUCCAUGCAUCUACACCUACAUUUAAAUGUGUCUACCGUGUCCACCAGGGGUGCAACUUUGGUUUUAGAAGUGGGGGGGGGCAUACAUUUAUUUUUUAUCCAGUCGGAUAAACACUCCAAACAGCCUACCCUACCGCUCGGAGGCGUCCACAUGGUCCUAAAGCACACCGUUGCGUCGUUUUGUAUCACAUUCCAAUGAUAAAACUGGGGGGGGACAAAAAUGCAAUUUCAGAUUGUGGGGGGGACAUGUCCCAAGUGAGAAUUGCGCCCCUGGUGUCCACAGUGUGUCCGUAUUCCCUUUUCCCCAGCUAUAUUCAAAUGCCAGGAUGCAUUCUACAAAUGGUGGAAUAGGCAAAAUAUGAUAAUAACAACAACAACAACAACUGAUGGCAGUAGCUAACUAGUCAGUUAACCUCUGUAUUUAGCUAGCAAGCAAUGCUAAAGGGAUUGCAAAUGGGUUAACAUAACUCUAGCCAAACUAUUUUUAUUUUCUUCUAAAUAUUAUGAUGGCAGCAAACACGUUCCUCACACUCUAGGAACUUAUUUCCUCCAACGUUAUAAUGAAAUGAUGCCUCUUGGUCCCAAAACACAAGUUUUCUGGACACUUGUGGGAGGAGUGCUGAUGACGUCGCCCACUGUAUGUGCUUUCGGUAGCCUGAUUGCGUCCAGACUGAGGAGAAAUCCGCACAGAAUGCAUCACUGACAACCUCCUGAAGUGGUCAGCCAGAUCUGAACACAAUCAGACCACAUGUUAAAGUCAAUGUAAUUAUCCUGUCAUUCAAUCACAUUGUCCCUUUUACUGAUAUUGGCAUGAAUUAACCCUGUAAAUACUAUAGAACAUGCCUCAGGAAGGAUCACUAUUCAAUUAAGAGUUUGGGAUAUGAUUAACCUUUGGUUAAAAUGACCGUUUCUGUAAUGUGUGUAACUAUCAGGUGGUGUGACAUGUAUAACCACAGAAUUAGAUAGAACAGUAUAGUGUUGACUGUAUAUCUCUAUGGUCCUAACUCUUUCCUCUCCCUCUGUGUUCCAGCGUUGGCUGCUCCUCUUCUGCUGAAGGCCAGGGAGACCAGUGACCUCUCCAGGGAGACCAGCUCUGCCCUGCACAGCUGUCUGGGUCUGUUUUCCAAACAACAGAAGGUACAGUAA